UUAAAAUGAGCCUUACAGACAUUCUAAGCCCUUCUGACAUCGCUGCUGCUCUGCGGGACUGCCAAGCUCCAGAUUCCUUUAGUCCCAAAAAAUUCUUUCAGAUCAGUGGGAUGUCUAAAAAGAGUAGCAGCCAGCUCAAGGAGAUCUUCCGGAUUCUCGACAAUGAUCAAAGUGGCUUUAUUGAGGAAGAUGAGCUCAAGUACUUCCUUCAGAGGUUUGAGUGUGGAGCCAGAGUGUUAACCACCUCAGAAACCAAGACCUUCUUGGCAGCUGCAGAUCAUGAUGGGGAUGGUAAAAUCGGGGCUGAAGAAUUCCAGGAAAUGGUACAGGCUUAGAGGUUCAAAAGGACCAAAGAAGAUAGAAUUGGGAUGAAUCUGCACGAGACAAUCCCAAACCUUGAAAAUCAGGACUUCCUUAUUUAUCUUUACAGUGUCUGUUAUUUUUUCACUGCCUUAGCAACAUAAUGAAACACUGAUUACUGAUUUUUUUCAUUGUGUGGACUAUUUACCAUGUUUUAACCUCUACUUCAGCAGACACUACCCUUAAAAAUAUCCAAUAAAAAUUAAUCAUAUACUGCAGCAUGUGUCUAUUUUUUUGACUCCUAUACUGAAACAUGAGACUUCUUAAAUCAAAAGUGUUAAUCCCUCCAAGAUCUUGAACUCAUCAGAUCUUCAUAUAUGGAACAUCUUUUGAAAUGAGUGGGAGUUCUGUUUGCAACAACCCUUCUGGAUUAAGCUUAAAUUCUCAGAACACUCAGAUCUUCAUCAAAGAUUAUGAGCUCAGAUACAGUUGUGAGAUAGGUGAGGGUAAAACCCCUCACUGACUUCCAAGUGAAAAUCAGUCAUAUCUUUUUCCUUAAGAAGUGGCUUUUGCAUGAGGUUGUUGCUGUUUUAAACUAAUCUUACAUCAGCCAAUUAAUAGACGAAGAAAGCAAAAACCAUGCACUUUCCUGCAGAGAGAAUUCAAAGGAAAGCCUAUGAAGUACUUGAGGUUUCAAAUAACUGUGAGGUUUAAAGAAGCAGAGGGGAAGCAAGGUAUCUUCUUGGUGGUAUUUUCUUUUUUUCUCAAUAGGGAGGACUGGAAGUGUAGAGGAAGAAUUUGUAAAAAUGCAUGUUGAGAAAGUUCCAGCUCUCCCUGGUGAGCUGGACUGAUGUAAUAAAAAUGUCCCUCACAAACACAUCCGUCUUUGGGAAUGCUGAAGAGAUGUCUUCUAAUGAGUAAACAAUUCAUUCUCUCAUUAUAAAAUGAGAUAUUCAGAUGCUCUCAUGGAGUAUUUAUACCUUCACUUGCUUCUGUGUAUCUUUCAGAGCACCAGGGUCACAGAGUCCAUCCAGUUAAUGCUUCCAUAAGCUGGGCCUUUGCUUUCUCCAGCCUGUGUGUUGCAAACCUAACAAAACAGUACUUGAAAAAUUUCUGUUGAUUAAAACAUCCUCAUCAUCAAAGCAAAAGCAGUUCAAUAAAUUAAAAUUCUCCUGUACACAUUGUGAGAAAAAGUUCAUGCAGUGCCGUUCUCUGAGACAGCCUAGACACCUUAACCCAGAAAUUCCAUAAUGACUCCUCCCUGAUUCUUCCUCUGUGCUCUCUGCAGCUAUGUACUCUUUUGGGAGCCAAGCAAUGGCAAGCCAGACAAGAAACA
Messenger RNA from Parus major (Great Tit), 1636 nucleotides. RefSeq names its product parvalbumin, thymic CPV3. Gene Ontology annotation, cellular component: cytoplasm; nucleus. The transcript is spliced from 4 exons. Lineage: Eukaryota; Metazoa; Chordata; Aves; Passeriformes; Paridae. The coding region runs from base 6 to 335 and encodes 109 amino acids. The record is from RefSeq and is a predicted model, not a curated record. Gene Ontology annotation, molecular function: calcium ion binding.